Saccharomyces eubayanus is the source of this 1788-nucleotide messenger RNA. RefSeq names its product Agp2p (gene AGP2). The transcript has a single exon. Gene Ontology annotation, molecular function: amino acid transmembrane transporter activity. Bases 1 to 1788 code for a protein of 595 amino acids. The record is from RefSeq and is a predicted model, not a curated record. Lineage: Eukaryota; Fungi; Ascomycota; Saccharomycetes; Saccharomycetales; Saccharomycetaceae. Gene Ontology annotation, cellular component: membrane. Gene Ontology annotation, biological process: amino acid transmembrane transport.
AUGGCCAAAGAAGGAAUGUCCGUCGAUUAUGAAAACGACGAUGAUUAUUUUGAAUAUAGUAAGAACAGGUUCAAGACAGCGAUUACGCGAAUAGACAGCGCCCAACCUAGUGAAGGGURGUUGGACCCUGCUCAGUCACUGAAUCAUGUAAGCACGAUACAUGAAGAAGGAGACGUACACGUGCAUGAGGAUGGAGGAACCUCUACUGAUGAAGAUUCGAGGACUCACUUGCUGUUUUCGACAGAAACUCGACGCAAGUUAGAGAAUAGACAUGUUCAAUUUAUUGCUAUUUCUGGUGUCAUUGGUACGGCGCUAUUUGUAGCCAUCGGGAAAGCUUUAUACCGUGGAGGUCCUGCCUCUUUAUUACUGGCGUUUGCUCUCUGGUGUGUUCCUAUACUUUGCAUUACAGUGUCCACGGCAGAAAUGGUCUGCUUCUUUCCUGUGAGUUCUCCCUUUUUGAGGCUGGCUACGAAAUGCGGGGACGAAUCGUUGGCUGUCAUGGCUAGUUGGAAUUUUUGGUUUCUAGAGUGCGUACAGAUUCCAUUUGAAAUUGUUUCUGUUAAUACGAUUAUACAUUAUUGGAGAGACGACUAUUCUGCUGGUAUCCCUCUUGCCGUUCAAGUCGUAUUAUACUUACUUAUUUCUAUAUGUGCGGUCAAAUAUUACGGUGAAAUGGAAUUUUGGUUAGCUUCAUUCAAAAUCAUUCUCGCUCUUGGUUUAUUUGUGUUUACGUUUGUUACUAUGUUGGGUGGUAAUCCUAAACAUGAUCGUUAUGGGUUCCGUUAUUAUGGUGAAAAUCCAUUUAAACAAUAUUUCCCCGAUGGUAAAGAUGUGGGGAAAUCAUCGGGUUAUUUCCAAGGGUUUUUGGCUUGUUUGAUACAAGCAUCGUUUACCAUAGCAGGUGGUGAGUAUAUUUCCAUGUUAGCUGGAGAAGUUAAACGACCAAGAAAGGUUUUACCAAAGGCAUUCAAACAAGUGUUCGUGAGACUAACUUUUCUAUUCUUGGGCAGUUGUCUUUGCGUUGGUAUUGUUUGUUCACCAAAUGAUCCCGAUUUAACGGCAGCAAUCAAUGAAGCAAGACCUGGUGCUGGUUCUUCACCUUAUGUCAUUGCGAUGAAUAACAUGAGAAUUAGAAUUUUACCUGAUAUUGUCAAUAUUGCGUUGAUAACAGCAGCAUUUUCUGCCGGUAACGCUUACACUUACUGUUCAUCUAGAACGUUCUACGGUAUGGCAUUAGACGGUUAUGCACCAAAGAUUUUUACUAGAUGUAACAAGCAUGGUGUACCCAUUUACGCUGUCGGUAUAUCUUUAAUAUGGGCUCUAGUGAGUCUUUUACAACUGAACUCUAAUAGUGCUGUUGUGUUGAACUGGUUGAUUAAUUUGAUUACCGCAUCUCAGUUAAUUAAUUUUGUGGUGCUUUGUAUCAUUUACUUAUUUUUCAGAAGAACAUACAACAUCCAACAAGAUUCAUUGCCCAAAUUGCCUUUUCGUUCAUGGGGUCAACCGUACACUGCUAUCAUUGGACUGGUUUCAUGCUUGGCAAUGAUUAUGAUUCAGGGCUAUACCGUCUUCUUUCCUAAAUUGUGGAACUCGCAAGAUUUUUUGUUUUCAUAUCUAAUGGUGUUCAUUGAUAUUGGUAUUUAUGUGGGUUAUAAAUUUAUUUGGAAGCGUGGUAAAGAUAAAAUCAAGGAUCCCUAUAAGAUUGAUUUUUCCAAAGAGUUGAUCGAAAUUGAAAACCAUGAAAUUCAAUAUUCUUUCGAAAAAUUUCAGUAUUAUACUAAAGCAUAA